This is a messenger RNA of Phragmites australis (common reed), 1236 nucleotides long. RefSeq names its product amino acid transporter AVT1I-like. The transcript has 3 exons. Gene Ontology annotation, molecular function: amino acid transmembrane transporter activity. The coding region runs from base 1 to 1236 and encodes 411 amino acids. NCBI's taxonomy places the organism in Eukaryota, Viridiplantae, Streptophyta, Magnoliopsida, Poales, Poaceae. Gene Ontology annotation, cellular component: vacuolar membrane. Gene Ontology annotation, biological process: amino acid transmembrane transport. The record is from RefSeq and is a predicted model, not a curated record.
AUGGCGACUGGUUUCGACGCCGAUCACACUGAUCCUCCUCCAUCAUCUGCAAAGAAGACAGGAUUCCUCAAGACAUGCUUCAAUGGAGUCAAUGCUCUAUCAGGGAUUGGGCUCCUCUCCAUCCCAUACGCGCUGUCCCAGGGCGGGUGGCUGAGCCUGCUCGUCUUCCUCGCCGUUGCCGUCAUCUGCUGCUACACGGGGCUCCUCCUGCAGCGCUGUAUGGACGCCAGCCCGCUCGUGCGGACCUACCCGGACAUCGGAGCGCUAGCGUUCGGCCGCAAAGGCCGGCUCGCCGUCGCCACGUUCAUGUACCUCGAGCUCUACCUCGUCGCCGUGGAUUUCCUCAUCCUCGAGGGCGACAACCUGCACAAGCUGUUCCCGGCGGCGGGCCUCCGGGUCGGCGCGCUCAGGAUCGGAGGGAAGCAGGGGUUCGUGCUGGCUGCCACGCUGGCCGUGCUGCCCACGACGUGGUUCAGCAACCUGAGCGUGCUGGCCUACGUCUCUGCCGGCGGCGCGCUCGCGUCCGUCGUCCUCAUCGCCGCCGUCAUGUGGGUUGCGGUGUUUGAUGGGGUUGGGUUCCACGAGAGGGGAAGGCUCAUACACUGGGCUGGCAUGCCGAGCGCCAUGAGCUUGUACUCGUUUUGCUUCAGUGGACACGCCGUCUUCCCUAUGAUAUACACGGGGAUGAAAUGUAGGAAAAAGUUCCCAAUGGUGCUGUUCAUCUGCUUCACCGUCAGCACGCUCAGCUACGGCUUCAUGGGUGUCAUCGGGUACCUCAUGUACGGCGACGCGCUCAAGUCCCAGGUGACCCUCAACCUCCCGUACGGGAAGGUGAGCUCCAAGAUCGCCAUCUACACGACGCUGGUGAACCCGCUGACGAAGUACGCGCUGGUGAUGACGCCCAUCGCCGAGGCCCUCGAGGCCGUGCUCGGCGUCUGCAAAAAUCGACUCCUCUGCGUCCUCGUCAGGACGGCACUCGUCGCCGGCACCGCCGUCGUCGCGCUGGCCGUGCCCUUCUUCGCCGACGUCGUCGCGCUCACCGGCGCGCUCCUCAGCUGCACGGCCACCAUGCUGCUGCCGUGCCUGUGCUACCUCAGGGUUCGCGCCAAAGUCAGGCCGUCCGAGAAGAUGUACCGGCCGGAGACGGCGGCCUGCGCGGCUAUCAUUGUGGUUGCCGCGGCGAUUGUUGGGUUGGGCACUUACAGUUCUGUGAAGCAGAUUGUUCGGAAGCUGUAA